Messenger RNA from Aspergillus saccharolyticus JOP 1030-1, 2164 nucleotides. Its product is annotated as tat pathway signal sequence domain-containing protein. NCBI's taxonomy places the organism in Eukaryota, Fungi, Ascomycota, Eurotiomycetes, Eurotiales, Aspergillaceae. The transcript is spliced from 3 exons. The record is from RefSeq and is a predicted model, not a curated record. Bases 1 to 2082 code for a protein of 693 amino acids.
AUGCGCCUUCCCAGUGCCGUCGCAUUAACAGCCCUGGUGGCCGGGUCUGCCGCCGCCGGCUGUCCGUAUGCAGAGCGUGCCAACGAGGCUGCUGCUGGUUCUGUUGGAUGUCCUUAUGCGAGACGCGCAGCGGCGGCGGCGGCUGCUGCUGAUGCCGUCCACAUGAAGAAGUCUUCCAUCCCAACAUCAAGUGGCGCCAUUGAGGGCAAGAAGGGAAUUUUCUACAUGAACCGCAUUGGCCCUUCCGGGUCGCAGCUUUGGAUUGCCAACGCCGAUGGUAGCAAUGCCACCAAGCUGAUGGGGAACCAAACACAUGCCUUUGACUACCACCCGUCCUGGUCCCAAGACGGCCAAUGGAUUGUCUUCACGAGCGAGCGUCGUGGCGCCGGUCAGUCCGACCUGUACCGGGUGCGUCCGGACGGCACGGGACUCGAAGCCCUGGUGACGACGAACAGUGCGGAAGAUAUCGGGGUGCUGUCGCCGGAUGGAAACCAGCUGGCUUACGUCUCGACCCAGGGCAACUACACCAUGAACGUCUGGGUCAAGGAUCUGAAGACGGGCAAGGCGCAGAACCUGACCGAUACCGCGCUGACGCGCGCGGAUCCCACCUGGCCCACGGGUCAUUUCCGACCUUCCUGGUCACCCAACGGCGACUGGCUGGUCUUCAGCUCGGAUCGCAACACUGACUGGACGGGCCACAGCGAGGGUGUGGGCUGGGAGCACACCCAAAGCCUGGGACUGUAUGUGAUCCGGCCCAACGGCACGGAUAUGCGCACGCUGCUGCGUCAGGAUGGGUACUCGUUCGGUACCCCUCAGUGGUCGCGCGAUGGCAAGCGCAUCAUCUACAACAACAUGACCCGGGAGGCCACCUAUGGCGCGCACGGAGUCUCCGAGCAGCAGGCCGCCGUCUCUUCCCAGAUCUACAGCGUCGACUUUGCCACGGGGACCGAUAUCCAAGCCCACACGACGGGCAGCUACCCCAAGGUCGGCCAGCACUACAUCGGCAACUCCUCCAACAUCGGCUAUCUGAUCAAGGCCGGGCCCUACGAAGGCAUCAACUACACCAGCCCCGAUCGAACCCACAAGGGCUUCAACACGACCAACAUCCGUGAUCCCUGGUGGUCCCCCGACGGAUCGCAGGUCGUGUACGAAGUCUGGAACUGGACGCAGCAGGCGGCCGGGCUGAAGCUGUGGAGCUUCGAUGACGAGUGGGAGUACCGCUAUAUGGACGUCUUCCCCAUGCACCACCCCCCCACCAACCGACUGGCCACGACGCAGAAGGUGUUGGGCAGCGCGAAUGGCUCGAUGGUGACCUCCACCCCGCUGUACACCGACGUGCACGAGGCGCUAGACUCGUACGACGUCUACAGCAUCCACAACGCCACCGAGGCCGAGUACCUGGCCGAGGGUCAAGCCGGGGCAUUCCAGCCCUCCUGGAACCCGGACGGAGACGAGCUCGUCGUCGGCUUCGGCGCCUGGUUCACCUCUCGCGCGGCCAACAACGCGACGCUCUACCGUGCCUUCGCCAACGGGACCUUCCACACGAACCUGACCGACGGUAGCACCAAUGCCGGCUUCCCCUCCUGGUCCCCCGAUGGAUCGGCCAUGGUCUAUCGCCAAUGGAGCCUCGCGACCGGGGCCCCCGAGGGUCUGCACAUUUUCAACUUCACCACCGGCCAGACCCGCCAACUGACCUUGGGCUGGGACAACACCCCCGGCUGGUCGCCGGACGGGGAGCGCAUUGUCUUCACCCGCAACAACAACUGGACCAGCGCCUACGGGGCGCGCUGGUACGCCGAUCGCUUCGACAUCUACACCAUCCGCCCCGACGGCUCCGAGCUCACCCGUGUGACGGACAGUCUGUCGAACGAUGCACACGCCGUGUGGUCCCAGGAUGGCCGCAUCAUGUGGAGUACCGGUAUGUACGGCUUCAAGGACGAGAGUCCCCUGUUCGACGACACCUUCCAGCCCUACGGCCAGAUCAUGGUCAUGAACUAUGAUGGGUCGAACAAGACCUUGGUGACGGAUACGAUCUGGGAGGAUUCGAUGCCGUUGUACAUGCCUAAUGAAUAUCUCGAGUAGUAGGGCGUGGGGUGGUUGUUGGUGACCUGGGAUUGAUAUACCCUCGAGUUGUGUUUUUUUGAUUUAAUGCUGCCAAUGAAAU